Messenger RNA from Dentiscutata erythropus, 681 nucleotides. Lineage: Eukaryota; Fungi; Glomeromycota; Glomeromycetes; Diversisporales; Gigasporaceae. The record is from the annotation of a GenBank genome assembly.
AUGAAUUUAAGCCAACUAAAAAUUUAUAAUACCGACCUUAAUAAUUUCGAGUAUGUGCCUAAAGAUUAUGAAGAAGAUACCGAAAGUACAAGCUUGGCUGUUGAAUCUGAAAGUAUUAUAACAGAAAGUGGUAGUGUUAUAACAGAUAAAUUUGACUUCGAUAUAGAAUUGAAACCAUUUCUUUUCAACUAUACAAGCUUUGAUAAAGCACGUGAAUUGGCAGAAGCAAAAGAAAGGAAAGAUUUCAAUAUUCUAAGAGAAAACCAUAAUAAUACUGAUACAGACAGCGGCGACAUAGUAUCAACUUUGACAUUCGAUUUUGAACCCAGAUUAGAUGAUAAAAAUGAAUACCUUGUUGAGAAUAUUAUUGAGACCAAUACUAAAACUAGACUUAGUCAGCAAUUGUCGCCUUGUCCAAUUCUAGACAUUGUUGAUGGCAAUAUUAAAUUGCCGGGCAAUUGCAUGAACAAGAAGGUACAAAGCGUCAACGUAGAGUUACAAACGAUAAUGAAAAAAACUCUUGAUGAUUUACUUAAAUAUGAUAAUUUCCCUGAAGAUAAAGCCAUCGAAAUAUUAAGACAACUUCAGAAACAAAGUAAUAACUGGGACAUGCAACGUGUUCGAAUCUAUUGGAAUAAUAAUCGCUACAACAAGAAAAAAAAAGUUUCUUCUGAUAUGUAA